This is a messenger RNA of Tigriopus californicus, 1483 nucleotides long. RefSeq names its product zwei Ig domain protein zig-4-like (gene ImpL2). Gene Ontology annotation, cellular component: plasma membrane. Gene Ontology annotation, biological process: homophilic cell-cell adhesion. The transcript is spliced from 8 exons. The record is from RefSeq and is a predicted model, not a curated record. The coding region runs from base 298 to 1167 and encodes 289 amino acids. NCBI's taxonomy places the organism in Eukaryota, Metazoa, Arthropoda, Copepoda, Harpacticoida, Harpacticidae.
CAACUGAACUUAAUGGUCAUCAUCAUUUAUCUAUCAUGAGAGGCGCCGUCGCUCUGGCCAGCUUCCCAUUUUGGGGAAUGCAUUGAUCGUCAACGUCCAGUUUCACAAAUUCGCUCCAAAGCGACAGUGGGACAAAGUUACUCCUUGUUUCGUCAAGCUUUUUUAUAGCUUGAGUUCAACAUCGGUUAUAAAAAGCCUCGGCCUUGCAUUUGCCGCGUCCAGUCAGCUCUGAUCCCUUGUUUUCCCGCAAUCUCCUUGAAGAUAUGGUAAAUCAAGUUCCAAGGUUGAACAACGAGAAUGAAAACCUACUUAUCGUGCUUACCCAUAUUGAUCCUCGGUUCAGUGAUAGUAGUCCAUAGCUAUCCCUUCCGCCACGGAGGCUCGAGUACCCAGUACCAACCCAGUGGUAAUGCUAUCUUCAGCAAUUUGGGCAAAUUCGGAACCAAACAUCAGCUUCAACUGAGGAAGAGAGGCGGCAGUUCGGGAAAGAGUGCCUUGAAGAUCGGAGACGCUCCUCCCAAACUGAUUGAAGCCCGUCAACAUGGCAAGAUCGUCCUUGAAUGUUCCGCCAGUGGAACCCCCGCGCCAAGAAUCAACUGGUAUAAGGACGGCAAGCCGUUGGUUAAUGAGUAUCCCCAACAUUCGUUAAGCGAGGGUGAUUACGGCGAGUUCUCCCUGGAAUCUCUGGGCGAAACGCGGUCUUUGAUCAAUAUCGAUUGCGUAUCUGAACAAGAUGCUGGCCUUUAUGAGUGCGUAGCUCACACCAAUGACAAGAAAACUUCGGUGGGCACCGAUGUGCAUGUCGUUAGUUUUGAGCCCAAUGGUUGCCUCCCUCGUCAUUUGAUGAACUUCAAAUCUACCCCACCCCGGAUCUUCCAAUGGAUGAACACUUAUCUCCAGACCAUGGGAAAUGAUGCUCGACUACUUUGCCGUGCUGAAGGUCAACACCAAACUAUGUGGUACGAUCCCAUGGGUGAGGUUGUGGACACUCAAUCUGGAAAGUUCAAGAUCUUGGACAAUGGUGAUUUGAUCAUCCACGACUUGAGCUUCACCGAGAUGGGCUUGUUCAAGUGUAUUGUCAAGAACGAGAAUGGCGAAGACACGAAAGAGACCUUCGUGUAUCCUCAUCUGGUAAAUCCGGAGCAAGAAGGCGCGAGUCUUUUUUAAACCUCCUUCAAAGAAACAACAUCCACUUCCUCCGAAGGAUCCCAUUUUGACCAAGUCGCUACAAUGAAGAUAAUGAACCAAACUAAAUUCCCCUCGACGUCCCCAGAAGCGGAGAUACGAACACAAUUAUAUAUGACUUUCAUGUUUUUGCCAAUCAUAUAACCUGGCUCGCUGUCCACGGAACAAUUUCGAAUCCAAAAAAGUAUUUAAGCCUAUGAUUUAAGUUUUAGUCAGCCAUCUUUGUUAUUCAUGUUGAUUAUUCAUCCAAAAAGAGAAUAUAUUACUCCAGAGACAAACUCUCUGACAUUCAAACACA